AUGUGGCUCGACCAACCGGUCACCUUGCACGGUUCUCGCGAGGACGAGUGCGAAUUGACUGCAGAGCAAUCUGAUUGGGUCUAUGCCCUCGGAACCAUCUACUUUUUCGUUGCGACGAUAGCAGUGUGCACAUUUGGCUUCUGGGCCUUGCGGUUGGCUCCCAAGUCGUUACGAGCCAAGAAGCCGUGGCAGAAGCUGAUAAGCAGUUUUCGUUUUCUGGCUUACAGGCACUCAAACUCGAGGGCAUUGUAUAGCUAUCUGCCAUCGCUUGGAGUUGGCAUCUUAUUGGCGAUUGGUGCCGUCUUCUUCUUUGCAAUGACUUUGGGACCUCAGCCGUAUUACUGGCCCAAUACGAGAACAUUGACCUAUGCCGGCUCACCGCCGAUCGCGACAAGGGCGGGAUGGAUGGCUCUGGCUUGCCUGCCAUUUGUUGUAAUCCUCCCUACCAAGGCCAACACAAUUGCCUCCUUCACCGGCGUGUCCCAUGAUCGUCUUAUCGUUUUCCACAACUGGGUCGGCUGGGCCAUGUUCGUCCUUGCACUGAUUCAUACGUUUCCAUUCAUCAUAUACCACAAGUGGAAAGGAGAUUUAGAUAUGCAGUGGACCAUGAGUAUCUUUUAUUGGUCAGGGACUGCUGCGCUCAUUUGCCAGGCCUAUCUACAAUUCAUGUCAAUCUCGUCGAUUCGGAACCGAUACUACGAGGUCUUCAAAGUCACGCACUUUGCCGCGGCCAUCCUCUUUAUACUGUUCUUGUUUUUCCACUGCGACUAUACACUCAGCUCCUGGGAUUACUUCAUCGCUGCCGGCGUCCUUUAUACCCUCUCAUGGUUAUAUUCCCAGACGAGAACCUACUUCGAGCACGGAAUUUCUUGCAAGGCCACUUUUGAAAUGGUUUCGGAUGUUUGCAUGAAGAUUACGAUCUCGAUUGACGCGAAAUGGACGACGGCCCAACAUGUUUUCCUGCGUUUCAUUACAUUGAACACGCACUCUCUGACGGCACAUCCUUUUACAAUCUGCAGUAUACCGACUCCUGACAAGGUUCCCGGGAAGACCAAGAUGGUAUUUUAUGUGCAGCCCCGGGGCGGCACAACGGGGCGCUUGGCCAAGAUUGCAGCAAAUCAGCCUGGAUACACUGUGCCCGUCUUGAUCGAUGGCCCGUACGGAGGCGUUCAGAACAGGCCAUUGACAGAGUACAAUCGCAGCAUUGUCGUAACCUGUGGGUCGGGUGCGGCUCUAUCUCUUGGCACGGCCAUGGACGUUAUUGUCAAGUCCAUUCCCAGUAGCCGUGAAAAAUCGGAUCACCGCAUGCACAUUGUAAUUGCGACUCGGGAUCGGAGCCUUGUUCAAUGGUUCGAAGACGCUCUUCUCGCAUUCAUGGAAGAGACACGGACGUCUUGGCCACAAGACCAGCUCGAGAUUUCUAUCUACCAGACUGGCUUUAUAGAUUCGACUCGUACUUCUUCUGAUGAAGAGAAGGGCGACAGCAAUAAAGUAACGAGCAUAGCGCAAGGUAAACUUCCUAUAACAGUCUAUUCGGGCAGGCCAAACAUUUCCGCCCUCGUCCGGGAGGCGACCUUGGAAUCAAAUAGCACCGUGGGCAUCCUCGCGUGCGGCCCUGCAGGUGUGCUUCAAGAGGUCCAGAGCGAGGCCGCUGCUGCGCAAUUACGCAUCUUGAAGUCUGAAGCCGGUGCAAGAGAAGUAUAUCUGCACUCGGAGCUGUUUUCGUAA
Pestalotiopsis fici W106-1 is the source of this 1728-nucleotide messenger RNA. RefSeq lists its product as uncharacterized. Gene Ontology annotation, cellular component: plasma membrane. Gene Ontology annotation, molecular function: ferric-chelate reductase activity. The transcript has 6 exons. Bases 1 to 1728 code for a protein of 575 amino acids. The record is from RefSeq and is a predicted model, not a curated record. Gene Ontology annotation, biological process: intracellular iron ion homeostasis; iron ion transport; copper ion import. NCBI's taxonomy places the organism in Eukaryota, Fungi, Ascomycota, Sordariomycetes, Amphisphaeriales, Sporocadaceae.